Messenger RNA from Trichoderma asperellum CBS 433.97, 460 nucleotides. NCBI's taxonomy places the organism in Eukaryota, Fungi, Ascomycota, Sordariomycetes, Hypocreales, Hypocreaceae. The record is from RefSeq and is a predicted model, not a curated record.
CUUCACCCUCGCUGCUAAUCUAAUCAGUGCCGUACCUUGACAUCGUUUGAACGGAUUCCCAGGUUCGGUUUAGUGCGCUGCGUAUUGUUCGUUCCCAUGGAGGCGCUGUUCAGUCCAUGGAGGCAGCCAGAGUCGUCCCCAGCCUGUUCAGUAAUAUGCCUACAAGUAUAUGCGUAAGCCUGCACUGCACCAGGAAAAAUGCAUGGGGGGCCAUCUUCAUCAACCGGCCAGACCAAGCCUCGCGCAGCCAGUCAGCGAUGAAUCAGACCGCCUUGCGGGGGAGGAGAUUGCAAGGGGAUGAGUCAUCUGCCUUCUGUGCUUUGAAGGUUGAAAUGUCAGAAACGGCGCAAUGUUUAGUUCCAGCGAACAGGCAUACGGUUCUUGUACAUACAGUAUUACUCUGGGCUGUGUAUGUAGUGGCCUCAGUAAGUAAAUAAGGCGCAUUUAUGCAGUUAAGCAC